This is a messenger RNA of Panicum hallii, 3369 nucleotides long. RefSeq names its product tyrosine-sulfated glycopeptide receptor 1-like. Gene Ontology annotation, biological process: protein phosphorylation. Gene Ontology annotation, cellular component: plasma membrane. Bases 1 to 3261 code for a protein of 1086 amino acids. The record is from RefSeq and is a predicted model, not a curated record. Lineage: Eukaryota; Viridiplantae; Streptophyta; Magnoliopsida; Poales; Poaceae. The transcript has a single exon. Gene Ontology annotation, molecular function: protein binding; protein kinase activity; ATP binding.
AUGGCGGUUUGGCAGCGGCCGAUGCAACUGAAUCGCCAGGUCAUCGUCUCGGGGGUGGUACUACUAAUCUCGCUGCUGUUUCUUUGCGACCGCGCCGGCGCGUGCGCGGCGGAGGAGAGGGAGGCCCUGCUGUCCUUCCUCGCCGAUCUCUCGCCGCGGCCCGGCGACGGCAUCGCCGCCUCGUGGCGAGGGUCGCCGGACUGCUGCGCCUGGGAGGGCGUGAGCUGCGGCGGCGAUGGCGCGGUCACGCGCGUGUGGCUGCCGCGCCGCGGGCUCGGCGGGACGAUCUCGCCGGCCGUCGCCAACCUCACCGCGCUCACGCACCUCAACCUCUCCGGCAACGGCCUCGACGGGGCGUUCCCGUCGGCGUUGCUAUCGCUGCCCAGUGCCGCCGUCGUCGACGUCAGCUACAACCGCCUCUCCAGCUCGUUGCCGGACUUGCCGCCGCCCGGGGGCGCGGGCGGCCGUGCGCUCCCGCUGCAGGUGCUCGACGUGUCGAGCAACUUCUUGGCGGGGCAGUUCCCGUCCGUGAUCUGGGAGCACACGCCGAGCCUCGUCUCGCUCAACGCUAGCAACAACAGCCUGGAAGGUUUGAUCCCAUCCUUCUGCGUGAGCUGCCCGGCGCUUGCCGUUCUUGACCUCUCCGUGAACGCGUUCGGCGGAGGCAUCCCCCCGGGGUUCGCCAACUGCUCGCAGUUGCGAGUUCUCAACGUCGGCCGCAACAAUCUCACCGGCGAAUUCCCCGACGACAUCUUCGACGUGAAGCCGCUGCAGCGGCUGCUGGUUCCGUCGAACAAGAUUCAAGGGAUGCUCGACCCCGAGCGCAUCGCCAAGCUGAGCAAUCUCGUCGCCCUAGAUCUUGGCUACAAUGCGUUCACCGGAGAGUUGCCGGAGUCCAUCAGCCAGCUGCCGCAGCUGGAGGAGCUCCGGCUCGCGCACAACAACAUGACCGGGACGCUCCCGCCGGCGCUCAGCAACUGGACCGGCCUCCGGUGCCUCGACCUCCGGUCGAACAGCUUUGUCGGGGACCUCGACGCCGUUGACUUCUCCGGCCUCGGCAACCUCUCCGUCUUCGACGUGGCCUCCAACAACUUCACCGGCACCAUGCCGCCGAGCAUCUACUCCUGCACGUCGUUGAAGGCGCUCCGCGUGGGGAACAACCAGAUGAGAGGGCAGGUGGCGCCGGAGAUCGGCGACCUGCACCAGCUCCAGUUCCUGUCGCUGACCAUAAACUCGUUCACCAACAUCAGCGGCAUGUUCUGGAACCUCCGGGGAUGCGAGAACCUCACCGCGCUGCUCGUGUCGUACAACUUCUACGGUGAGGCCCUGCCGGACGCCGGCUGGGUCGGCGACCAUGUCAGGAAUGUCCGGCUGCUGGUGAUGGAGAACUGCGAGCUGACGGGCCAGAUACCGUCGUGGCUGUCGAAGCUGCAGGACCUCAACAUCUUGAAUCUCGCCGAGAACCGCCUCACCGGCCCGAUCCCGAGCUGGAUCGGCAGCAUGAAGAAGCUCUACUACGUGGACCUGUCCGGCAACCAGCUGUCCGGCGAGAUUCCGCCGUCGCUGACGGAGCUGCCGCUGCUGACGUCGGAGCAGGCCAUGGCAGAUUUCAGACCAGGCCACAUGCCACUCACGUUCACCCUGACGCCGAACAACGGCGCGGCGAGCAGGCAGGGCCGCGGGUACUACCAGAUGUCCGGCGUCGCCACGACGCUCAACUUCAGCAACAACUACCUCACCGGCACGAUACCGCGCGAGAUCGGGCAGCUGGUGACGCUGCAGGUGCUUGAUGUCAGCAGCAACUACCUCUCCGGCGGAAUCCCGCCGGAGCUCUGCAACCUCGCCAAGCUGCAGGUUCUGAUCCUUCGCCGAAACAAUUUGACGGGGCCUAUCCCGCAGGCGCUCAACCAGCUCAAUUUCCUGGCCGUAUUCAUCGUCUCGUACAACAACCUCGAGGGGGCGAUCCCGACGGGCGGACAGUUCGACGCGUUCCCGCCGUGGAGCUUCAGGGACAACCCCAAACUCUGCGGCCCGGCUAUCGCCGUCUCAUGUGCCGUACCCCUUGCCGCAGGCGAGUCUUCAUCGUCCAAGCUAGUCAGCAGAAGGGUUCUGGUGGCCAUCGUUCUUGGAGUUUGCUUCGGAGUGGUGGCGCUCGUCGUCUUGCUCGGAUGCGUGGUGAUCGCCGUCAAGAGGGUCAAGUCGAAGGGAUCAGUCAGCGACGGCGGGAAAUUCGCCGACGCAUCGCUGUUCGACUCCAUGACGGAGCUCAACGGCGACGACUCCAAGGAGACGAUCCUGUUCAUGUCGGAGGCCGGCGGCGACGCGGCGAAGAGCAUCACGUUCCUGGACAUCCUCAAGGCGACCAACAACUUCAGCCAGGCGAGCAUCAUCGGGUCCGGCGGCUUCGGGCUCGUGUACCUGGCCGAGCUGGAGGACGGCACGCGGCUCGCCGUGAAGAAGCUCAACGGCGACAUGUGCCUGGUGGAGCGCGAGUUCCGCGCGGAGGUGGAGGCCCUGUCCUCCGCGACGGCGCGGCACGACAAUCUGGUCCCGCUCCAGGGCUUCUGCAUCCGCGGCGGGCUGCGGCUGCUGCUGUACCCGUACAUGGCGAACGGCAGCCUCCACGACUGGCUCCACGACCGCCCCGGCGGCGCCGACGCGCUGCGGUGGCGCGACCGGCUCCGCAUCGCGCGCGGCGCCAGCCGCGGCGUGCUCCACAUCCACGAGCACUGCAUGCCGCGGAUCGUGCACCGGGACAUCAAGUCCAGCAACAUCCUGCUGGACGCGUCCGGCGAGGCCCGCGUGGCGGACUUCGGCCUGGCCAGGCUCAUCCUCCCCGACCGCACCCACGUCACGACGGAGCUGGUGGGCACGCCGGGGUACAUCCCGCCGGAGUACGGGCAGGCGUGGGUGGCGACGCGGCGCGGGGACGUGUACAGCUUCGGCGUCGUGCUGCUGGAGCUGCUCACGGGGAGGCGCCCCGUGGAGGUGCUGCCGACGCAGCGGCAGCGGUGGGAGCUGGUCGGGUGGGUGACGCAGAUGAGGGCGCUGGGGAGGCACGCCGAGGUGCUGGACCACCGGCUGAGGGGCCGCGGCGACGAGGCGCAGAUGCUCUACGUGCUCGACCUCGCCUGCCUGUGCGUCGACGCCGCGCCGUUCAGCCGGCCGGCGAUCCAGGAUGUGGUCAGCUGGCUCGAGAACGUGGACACCAUCGGCGGCAAGUCAUCCGAAGAUGUAAAGAUCUCUGAUAGCCAGAGCUGAAUUUGACAGAUUCUUAGAGACUUCUUCAUCACUUUACAAACUGCUGGAUGCAAUGCAAAUCUUGUGCGAGUUGAUCAGGGAAAUAAAUGGUCUGCCACAUUUCCAUAA